This is a messenger RNA of Labrus mixtus (cuckoo wrasse), 615 nucleotides long. Its product is annotated as stonustoxin subunit alpha-like. Gene Ontology annotation, molecular function: protein binding. Lineage: Eukaryota; Metazoa; Chordata; Actinopteri; Labriformes; Labridae. The record is from RefSeq and is a predicted model, not a curated record.
ACAGAUGAUAACCUGCAGCUGUGUUGUGUCUCGUUCUCUCCAUCAGACGCCUGUGAGCUGGAACUGGACACAAACACAAUGAACAGAUCCUUCAAACUGUCUGACAACAACAGGAAGGUGACAUAUGUGGACGAGUAUCAGUUAUAUCCUGAUCAUUCAGACAGAUUUGAAUACUGGUGUCAUCAGCUGUUGUGUAGGACUGGUCUGACUGGUCGCUGUUACUGGGAGGUCGAGUGGAGAGGAGAGGUUGAUGUAUCAGUGAGUUACAGAGGAAUCAGAAGGAGAGGAGACAGUGAUGAAUGUUUGUUUGGAAGUAAUGAUCAGUCCUGGAGACUGAUCUGCUCUGAUGAAGGUUACUAUGUCUGUCACAAUAAAAGAGAAACAGACAUCUCCUCCUCCUCCUCCUCCUCCUCCUCUGUCUCUCACAGAGUAGCAGUGUAUGUGGACUGUCCUGCUGGCUCUCUGUCCUUCUACAGAGUCUCCUCUGACACACUGAUCCACCUCCACACCUUCAACACCACAUUCACUGAACCUCUCUAUCCUGGGUUUAUGUUCUGUACUUAUGGUUCUUCAGUGUAUCUGUGUGGUGUGUCGCUCUGAGAAACACUGCUGACU